This is a messenger RNA of Penicillium roqueforti, 1602 nucleotides long. RefSeq lists its product as uncharacterized. The transcript has 12 exons. Gene Ontology annotation, cellular component: membrane. The coding region runs from base 1 to 1602 and encodes 533 amino acids. Gene Ontology annotation, biological process: transmembrane transport. Gene Ontology annotation, molecular function: transmembrane transporter activity. Lineage: Eukaryota; Fungi; Ascomycota; Eurotiomycetes; Eurotiales; Aspergillaceae. The record is from RefSeq and is a predicted model, not a curated record.
AUGAGCGGCCCUGAAAUUAUAUCUACCUCUCCGCCGGUCGGGUCUAUUGGAGAUGGGAAAGAGACCGAGUUUAUCAAGGUGCAGAAUGAGGAUGAGCUGCGGUUGGCCCAGAUGGGGCAUAAGCAGGAGUUGGAGCGACAUUUCUCGCUUUGGAGUUUGAUUGGACUCGCGGCGAAUUGUACUAUUUCAUGGACAGGCCUUGGCUUGGGUUUGAUGACUGCUAUUGACGCAGGUGGUCCUGGCGCCCUGAUAUACGGCUUCAUCCUUGUUUUCAUCCUUCAAUCUUUUGUCGGUGCUUCACUGGCGGAAUUUGUAUCAGCAUACCCUACCGAAGGAGGGAUGUAUCAUUGGAUUGCCGCCAUUGCUCCCAAGCGAUAUAACAGCUUGCUCAGCUUUGCCACCGGCUGGUGCACUGUAUUUGGAUGGAUCUUUACGUCUGCAUCAACCAAUUUGAUUUAUGCCACAACCGCCAUGGCGCUGAUUGCUCUUUACCAUGAUGACCUGGUGGUCCAACCGUGGAUGACCUUUGUCGCUUAUCAGAUCCUCAAUAUCGUGACUUCGGGUGUGGUGAUGUUUGGGAAUCGAUUUAUUCCGGCAAUCAACAAAUUUUCAUUGGUCUACCUGCAAUUAGCCUGGUUUAUUACCAUGGUUGUCGUGGCCGCCAAAGCCCCAGUUCAUAAUGACAGCAAGUUCGUGUUUCGCACCUGGAUCAACAACACCGGCUGGGACAACAAUGUUAUCUGCUUUAUCACCGGAUUGGUCAAUCCAAUGUACUCACUUGGAGGACUAGAUGGCAUUUCGCACAUCACAGAAGAAAUGCCCAAUCCCGGAAAGAAUGCCCCUUUGGGUCUAGCUAUCACGCUAUCAAUCGCAUUCGUGACCGGACUAUCAUAUCUGCUCAGUCUAAUGUUCUCAGUUCAAGAUUAUGGCAGCUUGGCUAACACACAUACUGGACUUCCUCUUGCCGAGCUCUUCUGGCAGGCAACCUCUACAAGAGGUGGAGCAUUCGGGCUGGUGUUCAUGGUAUGGAUUGCCCUUGGGCCCUGCGUCAUAGGUUCACAGUUGAGUACCGGACGAGUCUUCUGGGCCUUUGCCCGUGACGAGGGCCUGCCUUUGUCGAAAGUAUGGGCCCGUGUCAAUCCCAAGCUGGGUUCGCCGUUCAAUGCGCAGCUCUGUGUUACCGUGAUUAUCGCCCUCCUCGGCUGUAUAUACUUGGGGUCGAGCACGGCAUUCAAUGCAAUGAUGAGCUCUGCGGUGACGAUCAACAACUUUGCCUACCUUGUACCCAUUCUGACGAAUGUUCUCUUAUUCCGCCGAACCAUGCGCCGUGGCCCAUUCUCCAUGGGCCAGACACUAGGAAUGACCGUGAACAUCGUCUCUUUGGCGUGGCUGGUGUUUGCCAUUGUCUUUUUCUCGUUUCCGUAUCAGAUGCCUGUAACUGUAUCAAACAUGAACUAUACCUGUGUUGUUGUCGGUGGAUUCUUGAGUAUUGAGCUUGCUUGGUGGCUCAUUGCUGGAAAGAGGUAUUCUGCGACUGUACAACGAGCCAGGGAAGAAGGAACCAGCGAGACAGUAGUGAUUGCUGAUGGCAAAUAUGAAUAA